Eleginops maclovinus (Patagonian blennie) is the source of this 2449-nucleotide messenger RNA. Its product is annotated as copper chaperone for superoxide dismutase-like. The transcript has 8 exons. Gene Ontology annotation, biological process: superoxide metabolic process. Gene Ontology annotation, molecular function: superoxide dismutase copper chaperone activity; copper ion binding. The record is from RefSeq and is a predicted model, not a curated record. NCBI's taxonomy places the organism in Eukaryota, Metazoa, Chordata, Actinopteri, Perciformes, Eleginopidae. The coding region runs from base 26 to 949 and encodes 307 amino acids.
GUGACGUCAGCGUGACCUCACCAACAUGGCGGCGCCCGUCAGCAGCUACGGCUGGUUCGCUUCCGUUUCUAAAAAAGUGGGAAGUUUGCUGUUUAAUUCAGUUUGCAUUGCACAAACAGCGAGGUGCAGUGCCAAAAUGGACUCUGUGGGGCCAACCAAGCUGGAGUUUGCAGUGCAGAUGACAUGUGAGAGCUGCGCAGUUAAAGUCAGAGCUGCUCUGGAGGGAAAACAAGGAGUGAAGUCUGUCAGUGUGGAUGUGGGUAAGGAGGUGGUGUUGGUGGACUCCACUCUCACCGCUGCAGAGGUGCAGGCUUUGAUAGAGAGCACCGGACGCAGGGCCGUGCUAAAAGGCAUGGGAGGAUCAGAGCAAGAUCUGGGUUCAGCGGUGGCCAUGCUGGCGGGUGUGGGGAAGAUCCAGGGGGUGGUGCGCUUCCUGCAGCUGUCGGAGCAGCGGUGCCUGAUCGAUGGGACCAUUGAUGGGCUAGAGCCCGGACCCCACGGCCUCCAUGUCCACAUGCUGGGGGACCUCACAGAGGACUGCCUCAGUUGUGGAGAGCACUAUAACCCCUUUGGAAGACAACACGGCGGUCCAGGGGACUCUGAAAGGCAUGUCGGUGAUCUGGGAAAUAUUGUCGCUGGACCAGAUGGCAGGGCUUCAUUUAGACAAGAGGACAGUCAGAUAAAGGUGUGGGAUGUGAUUGGCCGCUCGCUGGUGGUGGAUGCGGGGGAGGACGACCUGGGUCGGGGCGAUCACCCGCUCUCCAAACAGACCGGGAACUCUGGGGAAAGACUGGCCUGUGGGAUCAUCGCCCGAUCAGCAGGUCUUUUCCAAAAUCCCAAACAGAUUUGUGCGUGUGACGGGGUCACGCUGUGGGAGGAGAGAGACCGGCCCAUCGCAGGGACAGGCCGGAGCAAAGCCAGCACAGAGACCCCCGCAGCACACCUCUGAACCUGAGAACAAACACCUAUCAUAACUGUACCCUGUGGACAGCAAAGGGCACACCGGAGAGAGAUGCAGAGGACAUUUGCUGACAGAGGGUCGAAGCUGGAGUGAGGAAAACAAAGAGCACUUAGCAAAACACACAGCUGGACGGACGACCAAAAUAGCCUUAUUCUCAUGAUUUGUUUCUUUGUGGCUUAUUCAAAUCCUCCCACGGUCGCAGUCUGUGUCCUCUCAGGGUUUCAAAGCUGAUUAAAUCCACAUGGGACUUUGUGACAGUCACCUUUGAUUAGCUAGAUUUCAGUUAAUAUGUUUGUAUAACCAGUCCCUUCUGACACUCCUGUCAUAUCACUGUCUCUUCUGAUGUAUUGGCUGGGAUAAAUGCGCUCUGGUUUGGCAUUAAAAUGUCUAAGUUAAUUAUAGACGGCUCCUUAAAGCAGUAGGAGUAAUUAUUAAGAGGAAAAUCAAAACACAAAUAGGAUUAGAAAGCAGUGGCAUGCUAAUAUUUAGUAUAGUCACUGUCAUGGAGACUUAAAUACCACUUGUUUUUAUUGGGAAUGCAUUGAAAAAAUAGCAACAGAAUAGUCCAAAUAGAUCCUUAAAAGGUUGGGAACUUGGUGGAAUCAUCCAAUUAUGGCCACUCCUGGUAGUAAAUGUUGCAUUAACAUUGACACUUCCUAGUUUAGGGAUUCACAUAGGCCGUCAUGGAUGCACCACAAUGUGAUAUCUUGAAUUAAACAUCUAUAAAGAGGCACAAUAAGAGUGUGAUUGACGUAAAAAACCAUUGAAAUCCGUCCCGCUGUAAUCUGCUUUUGGACUUCCUUUUUGUCCUCCAUUGGUGUGUUCAUUUUGAAUCCAUAAGGUGGUGUGAGUGACUUGGUUAAGAGAGAUUCGAAAGAGCUUGGGAGAGAGAGUUUAAUUCCACAGAGAGUGAAAGGCCAAGGGGGGGGGGGUUAAAGUUUGAGGGAGGGCUUCUUUGAGGGACUGUGCCCUCAGCUGUCUUCACAACAUGGAGUGUACAAUUACCUUAGAACCAAACAGAAACCUGACAAUCUGCUUUAAAUCAACCGUUAUUGUGUGAAUGAUGAUUGAAGUAUAAUUCAAUGACGUAAAACCUCAACCUGUUAACUCUUGAUGAAGACAUCAAUAUCGGCACAGUGUGUGUGUGCAAUGUAUUGGCCAUAUGAGAGUGUGUAGCAAGAUUUGCAUUGAUUUUUUUUAAAGCAAAUUGAGCAUCUGUCUUGUCCUGGUAAUGCAUGAAUAGACUUAUUGAAUUUUCUCCCAAAUGUCCACUCGCUGGUGUCCUUUUCCAUCGGUGUCGGAGGGCCUUGAACGCAUCUUGAAUGUACAAUCGAUGUUUGUUCAAAUGAUCGAUUCACCUGUGGAGCAUUUUCGAUUCAUAAUUGAUGGAGGUGUUGGAAAAUGGUAGAAAAUGUCCUUAUUUACUGGAGUAGAGUCUUUAAAACCCUCUUUCUAAUAAAAAAGUGAUAUAAAUAAGAGAAACUGGAA